AUGAAACAGGAGUUGUUGGAGCAAUCCACCCUGUUAAAUUCGAGGGAAGACUUUGCCGCGUGGGAGCAACGAUGCGAUGAGUUUAUCGAAUCGUUGGAAGAACAAAGCCGAAUUAAACGGCCACGAUUAUCAAUCGAUCAGUCAUCGAUUGGUCUCAAACAGUCAUUGGUCGCUUGUAUCGCAAGACUCGAAGGUUUGAAAGACUCGGUACGUCCACGUUUCGUACAUGUGGGUGCUGGAUACAGUGCGAGUGAGACAGGACUCAGAUGGCGCGAGAUAGAUACGGCUUUUGAAAGCCGUAUAUUGAUUCUAAACACAUCGACCCUCGUCAAUUUCUCAAAGAUGCGGGAGAAAUUGUACUCGAUCGUGUGCAGAACGUCAUGCAACGACAUGACAAUUAUCGCAACGAGAAACUAUGAACUCUUUCGUGAGUCCAAUCUGCACGAGUGGUACAAGCAACACGUCAUCGAGCCUACCUUAGCAAAGCUGGAGGAAUUCCAGGAACGUGAUAGCGGAUGGGCGUUGUCGCGUAUACUCAAUUUAAUGGUAAACGUGAACAAAUACAAUCCAUUGCACGCGGGGUGUUUUGUGGAAAUACCGCAAGAAAUUAAAAAGAAGAAGGCGGUGAUAAAUGUGCGAUCAAUAGACAAUGCAUGUUUCGCAUGGUCAGUGGUGGCUGCUCUACAUCCAGCCGAGAGACACGCAGAUCUGGAAUCGUCGUAUCCACAUUACACGUCGGUGCUAGAUCUUACGGACAUUAAGUUUCCAAUGACGUUGGAUCAAAUUAAAAAAUUUGAAAAUCACAACAACAUCUCCAUCAACGUGUUUAGCAUCGAGAAAAAAAACAAGAAACUUGCUAUCUUGCCAAUACGGGUUACUGACCGAAAGAUGGACAGACACGUAAAUCUGCUGUACGUGCAUAACGACAACGUGGGACAUUUUGCGUGGAUCAAGAACCUAUCCCGCCUCGUGAGCUCGCAAUUGAGCAAGAAUACGAACAAAAAAUACUUUUGCGAUCGAUGUUUGCACUACUUCAGCUCCAACGAGAAAUUGGCUGCCCACACCGUCGACUGUCAGGAGAUGAAUGACUGCGCGAUCAAGUUACCGAGCGAUAACGACAAGUGGUUGGCCUUUAAAAAUCACAACAGGAAGGAACGAGUUCCGUUUGUCGUAUACGCCGACCUGGAGUGUACUCUGGAGAAGAUGGAAGCGGAUCUGGAAACGUCCAGGUACACAUAUCAACAUCAUCGCGUGUUUAGCAUAGG
Molecule: messenger RNA, 1265 nt
Organism: Temnothorax curvispinosus
Lineage: Eukaryota; Metazoa; Arthropoda; Insecta; Hymenoptera; Formicidae
Exons: 3
Source: RefSeq, a predicted model, not a curated record